This is a messenger RNA of Rhagoletis zephyria (snowberry fruit fly), 926 nucleotides long. RefSeq names its product short/branched chain specific acyl-CoA dehydrogenase, mitochondrial-like. Gene Ontology annotation, cellular component: mitochondrion. NCBI's taxonomy places the organism in Eukaryota, Metazoa, Arthropoda, Insecta, Diptera, Tephritidae. Gene Ontology annotation, molecular function: flavin adenine dinucleotide binding; acyl-CoA dehydrogenase activity. The record is from RefSeq and is a predicted model, not a curated record.
AGUUUUGCCUGCAACACUGCUAUUCAUCGCACAGUGAUCAAGAAUGUCGUAAAAGGCGAAUUUCUGUAGCUCUCAUAAGUGAUCUUUCUAUUAGAUAUUUGUUUUCAGUUCGCUUUGGUCGUGCAAAAGCUGCUGUUGCUUGCUCGUUCUCUUCAUAGUGAUUCCAAAAGCUUAUGCUUAGCUCUUGUUUUUUUAGUAGAGUAAUUUUAUACAAAAGGUGAAAUAUGAGUUACCUGCGUAAAACACCGAUGCGUAUGAUUGUUAAUGCAGUCCAGCGCCAGCAGCAAUGUAUGUCCAGCGGAACAGGUGCCAUGUCAGCACUCACUGUGCUCACGGAAGAUGAACGAGUAAUGAAGGAAACAGUCGCCAAAUUGGCUCAAGAACAAAUCGCCCCACUCGUAAAGAAAAUGGAUCAGGAACACAAAUUUGAUCCAUCUGUGGUGAAUGCAGUUUUCGAAAAUGGUCUGAUGGGCAUGGAAGUCGAUCCCGACUUGGGAGGCAGCGGUUGCAAUUUUCUGACUACCAUUUUGGUUGUCGAAGAGCUGUCCAAGGUUGAUCCAGCCGUUGCCGCUUUCGUCGACAUCCACAACACUUUAGUUGUCUCAUUGAUGAUGAAAGUGGGAAAUGAGGAGCAGAAAAAGAAGUAUUUGCCGAAAUUGUCGCAGGAAUAUGCUGGUAGCUUUGCCUUAACCGAGCCUGGCGCUGGUUCUGAUGCGUUUAGCUUGAAAACCGUUGCUAAGAAGGACGGCAAUCAUUACGUUAUCAAUGGUACGAAAAUGUGGAUUUCCAACUCGGACGUGGCUGGUGUAUUUCUAGUCUUCGCCAAUGCCAAACCAGAAGCGGGUUACCGCGGCAUUACCACAUUCAUUGUUGAUCGCGACACACCUGGCUUGAUCGUGAAUAAGCCCGAAGACAAGCUUGGCAUU